AUGGCUUAUGCUCCACUACCUUCUCUUGAUGAUUUAAAUGUUCGAGAGUGGAAUCAAUUAACUUCAACAAAUGAAAAAAUUAUAGAGUUCUGCCAACAAGUUGGCCUGAUACAUGUGCUUCCUACUCAGCCAUAUCCUAAGAAUCAUACCAAUUGGCAUUUAGGUGCUUGUGCCACCGCAGCCGACAAAUGGAAGUGGCGUUGUCGGACAUGUGACGUAACAAUCGUCGAUUGGAAGAAUUUCAUGCGCGAUUUAUGUGUUGAAUAUUUCAUUCAACAUCCAACAAUUAUUGGUGAUAUUGGUCAUAUUGUUGAGAUCGAUGAAAGCGCAUGGACUAAACGAAAAUAUCAUCGAGGUCGUCAGAUAGAUAAUCAGUGGGUUUUUGGAGGGAUUGAUCGGGUUACUCGUGAAUGUUUUGCUGUACUUGUAGAUCGACGUGAUGCAGCAACAUUAAUUCCAAUCAUCUACGAAUUCUUUAUGCCUGUUACAAAAAUUUACAGUAAUCAAUGGGCAGCUUAUAAUGCACUCAGUCACCCUAAUAAUGCUUCUCAUCGUUAUGGUCAUCAAACAGUCAAUCAUUCUGUUAAUUUUGUUAACCCAACAACAUUAGUACAUACACAGAACAUUGAAAAUAUGUGGAUGGUCGCCAAAAUUAAGAAGAAAAAUCAAAUGAGACAACAUCGUACUUUACUGGGUAGUCACUUAUUAAAAUUCAUGUGGCGUCGUCGAUUUGGUAACCGUCCAUUCGAGAACUUAAUUCGUUUAAUUCAAGAACAAUAUCCACUCGUAUAA
Molecule: messenger RNA, 792 nt
Organism: Rotaria socialis
Lineage: Eukaryota; Metazoa; Rotifera; Eurotatoria; Philodinida; Philodinidae
Source: the annotation of a GenBank genome assembly